AUGUUAAACUUUGUGAUAGUUUUUGUGGUGUCGACCUGUAUUGCUUACAUAGGAUAUUACCAAUGGACCAGAAGAAAAAUUCGUGCCACUUUCGCCAAAAUGAACGGUCCAGUUUCGUUGCCGUUGAUUGGAAAUUCGUACCGACUAGUCAAGUGGACGUCACAAGAAUCCAUAUGGCGAGGAAUGGUGGAACUGGCAAACAGUUACGAGUCUCCAGUGGGUUUAAACUUAGGCCCAGUAAUGCACGUACUGUUGUACAAACCGGAACAUCUGCAGGUUGUGAUGAACUCACCCUACUGCCUCAACAAAGCCUUCCAAUACUCGUUCCUUCGCGUGGAGAAAGGAAUAUUCGCAGCACCAGCUCACGUGUGGAAAGAUCAACGUCGAAUACUGAAUCCUACCUUUGGACCCGUUGUUGUUAACAGUUUUAUUCCGAUUUUCAAUCAAAAAUGCACAAUUUUUGUUGAUGUUCUCAAGGAGAACUACGCGAAUCGAGGACCAGUUGAUGUAUUGAAUGCUCUUUCGAAGUGUACCUUGGAUCUCAUAUGCUCGACCGCAUUUGGGUUGGACUUCGACCUGCAGCGGUCGGCCGAUGGAGAUCAUUUUCUAUCGAGACAGGAAGAAUACGUGGACAUCUUUAUCGAUCGGUUGGUCAAACCGUGGUUCUAUCCCGAGUUUAUCUAUCGUUUGACUAAGGGUUACAAGCGAUCAAUGGAAAUUCUUGAAGAAUCUAAAGACCGUAUGAAGCGCGUGAUGGAUGAACGGAACUUGAACCAGAACAACAAUGAUGCUGAAAGCUUAAACGAAGUGUCGCAAGACAGCUACGUCAAGAAGCCGCAAAUUUUCUUGGACAAAUUGUUGGAACUAGCUCAAAAAAAUAAAGAACUCACGGAUGAGCACAUCAAUCAGCACCUGGACACAAUGGUUUUUGCCGGAAAUGACACGACGGCAGCUACGAUGUGUAGUCUUCUGCUGAUGCUGGCCAUGCAUCCGGAUGUUCAAGAGCGAGUCUACCAGGAGAUCGUUCAAGCCUGUCCCGACAAAGAUAAGGAGGUCACAAUGGGUGAAAUAUCCCAUCUACCCUACACCGAAAUGGUUUGCAAGGAGACAAUGAGACUGUUUCCGGUGGGUCCCGUUAUAGGAAGAACAUCUACGGCGGACAUCAAGUUAGAUGAUAACUACACGAUUCCUGCCAAUACAGCUCUUACGAUGUGCAUUUACAUGGUCCAUAGAAAUAAGGAAAUUUGGGGUGCCGACGCAGAUCAGUUCAAUCCGGAUCAUUUUCUUCCGGAGCAGGUCUCGAAGCGGCAUCCUUACUCGUUCGUGCCCUUCAGUGGUGGUGCAAGGAAUUGUAUCGGUAUAAAAUACGCCUGGGUCGCGAUGAAGAUUAUGUUGGUGUAUGUGCUGCGAAGAUACCGAUUGAAAACGCCACUGACGAUGGAUACACUUAAGAUUAAGUACACCAUUGUGCUUAAGAUGGUCAGCGGGUGUUUGCUUUCGUUGGAGGAACGACAAUAG
This is a messenger RNA of Uranotaenia lowii, 1518 nucleotides long. RefSeq names its product cytochrome P450 4C1-like. Gene Ontology annotation, molecular function: heme binding; iron ion binding; monooxygenase activity. The coding region runs from base 1 to 1518 and encodes 505 amino acids. The record is from RefSeq and is a predicted model, not a curated record. The transcript is spliced from 5 exons. NCBI's taxonomy places the organism in Eukaryota, Metazoa, Arthropoda, Insecta, Diptera, Culicidae.